This is a messenger RNA of Westerdykella ornata, 469 nucleotides long. RefSeq lists its product as uncharacterized. The transcript has a single exon. NCBI's taxonomy places the organism in Eukaryota, Fungi, Ascomycota, Dothideomycetes, Pleosporales, Sporormiaceae. The coding region runs from base 194 to 358 and encodes 54 amino acids. The record is from RefSeq and is a predicted model, not a curated record.
CCACCAUUGUCCCCUUGAUGGUUGCAUUUCAAGGGUUUAAUGCGAGUAGCAUCGAGAUUGCGUUGAAAUACGGGAAGGCGAUGAUACUGCACCCGUAGCUCCGACCCGUCGCUCGUCUCUUCAGACUAGUUGGAAGCCAUCUUGUACUCCUGCGCCGCAGGCCGAAGUGGCCCAACCACUGCAACCAACACCCAUGCCCUUUCGUCUUGCUCCUCAAACACCAGUUGCCCAGACACCCCCUCAACCCGAAGACAGAUCAACAGACACAUCACCGACAGAAGCCAGUACCCCACCCCGAACGGAUCUCAGUCGACUGGGGCCAAUGCUACUCCCGAACAGACCGAGGCGUUCUGGAUAGCCAUUGAAGAGGGAAACCUAGAGUGUGUGAAAAAACAAGUCCACAACGGCGUCGACGUCAACGCCGCCGCCCAAGGCGGCAUUGGCCUCUCCACGUACGGUACCCCGCUCG